Messenger RNA from Chilo suppressalis (striped riceborer), 2139 nucleotides. The record is from the annotation of a GenBank genome assembly. Lineage: Eukaryota; Metazoa; Arthropoda; Insecta; Lepidoptera; Crambidae.
AUGGAUUUAGGCGAGGAUGACCCUUCGGACAGGGGGGCCGACCUCCAAGAUGACGCCAUGGUGGCGUCCAUAACUUUAUUAUCACAAACUCAGUUAAUAAAAUUUGCUCAGAAAAGACCUUCUACAUUGGACGAUGACAUUAUAAAACCGAAAAAACUUACGUCUCUUUCUGAAUCAUCUCAAACCAUGUUCGUCUUGCCGGAAUAUGACAACAACAAUAAAUUGAAAUUUUCCAACGUGGACAUGGCGCCAUUUUCAGUCCAGAUUUCCAAAAAUGAGGAGUUAAGCGUCCAAGGUCCUGGUUAUGAUGGGGAAGCCCACGAAAACCUAAUGAAAACACUGGCAUAUUCCCUGCCAAAUGGCAGCGCAUUACAAGCUCCAAGAGAGCCUCCCUCACCAACCCCUUAUGAUAACCUCGCAGAACUAUUGACUUCAGCUUUAGAAUUACAAGACCUCGGCAGAGACCCCCCAGCACAAUGUUCUGCAGGUCCACACGGUGAAGAUCUUUUCCAUUGGCAAGCCACAAUUAUGGGUCCAGUUGACAGUCCCUAUCAAGGAGGCGUAUUCUUCCUGACUAUACAUUUUCCUACAGACUAUCCAUUCAAACCACCAAAAGUUGCAUUCACAACACGUAUUUACCACCCUAACAUAAACAGUAAUGGUUCUAUUUGCCUUGACAUUCUGCGUGCACAGUGGUCACCCGCACUCACCAUAUCCAAAGUGUUGCUCUCAAUCUGCUCACUGCUAUGUGAUCCAAAUCCAGAUGAUCCGUUGGUGCCAGAAAUUGCUAGAAUCUACAAAACUGACAGAGAAAAGUACAAUGAACUAGCCCGUGAGUGGACAAGGAAGUAUGCCAUGUGAUGAGUCAGUUGUGACAUCAGCAAACAUACACACACAUCGCCACAGCCCGGGCUCUAACCCUUCCCCUGUUUCUGCUCCCCAAUAUUCCGGUAUCCCUCAUCAAUGACCUAAAUUAACUGGAACUUGUAAAAACUUAAUAAAUUGUCACCUUAGGAUCAACCUAAUUUAUGUUGUUUAUUUUAAUCUGUGAUCUAAGUAAACAAUACAUGUGCAAGUAUAGUUUCUGUUUUAUCUAAUAAGAAACUUUUCUAUAAGAGCAAAAUUAUUUUCUGUUAUUCCUUGAUGUGUCAGUAGAUGUCUUUCACUCAUUUAGUUGAGGGUUAGUUAAAUUUACAUUUGAAUUUAUGUAUGUCCUAAAGAAUUUGUACUUUAACUAGAUCUAAAUUGCAUUGUGAAACUGUACAAUAGUCAUAUGUUUAGGAAAUGGAGCGUUCUCGCUUACCACUUGUCCGAUUUCUUAGGAAUUUUGUUGAUGAAAUGUAAGUAAAAGCUCAUAAGUGUUAAGAACAUUUUGGGUAUUGUAAGUAAGUGGUAUUACAAAAUGAGCUCGUUCACGGAGUCGAGUGAGUGUUAAUUUUUUUUACUAGAAACAACUUUUUUAAGUUAGUGAAUGUAGCGUGCUACAAAGCAGACUGACAUCAAUUGAGGCAGUCAGUUUUCUUUCAUCCACAAUAUUUUAUAAUGACGGAAAACGCUCCAAUAGUUACAACUUCAGUAUAAAUUACAGUGUAUCUCAUAAGAUGAUAAGUUACGAUUAAUCUAGAUUUUUUCAAUAUGGCGAUCUUUAUAUUAUAAUUUUAUCUAAUAUAUAUUGUGGUUGUAAGGAUAUCUGCGUUGUGAUUUCCGCAAACAUCCUAUCCACUUUCACCAUCCUCGUUUCCUUAAUAUCAACUUUAUUGAAUAAGAGAUAGCAGCUUUUCGGCACGAGUGGCUAAAUAGUGUGUUAUACAGCUGCAGGAUGAAGCUUGUCACUUUAAAACUGGGAGAGAUUAAAAAUUAAAAGCUUUUCAAAUUGUAAUCAAUCAACAACUUGUAUUUUUAGCUUCACUAAAUUGUAAGAAACAAUAAAUUAUUGUGUAUGUAAAUAAUAUACCGAGCUUUAUUUAGGCGACUUCCUGAUGCGUAGGCAGGCUGCUCUAGUAAAAGUACAUAGGCAUCGCCAACGCGGCCGCAGUAGGACAUUUGCCAAAAUACAAUUCCCAGUCCCGUUUAGUCCAUUUGCGUAGAUAAAAUGUGGUGGGAAUCUGAGAAUUAUUUUCAAUUAAGUACAAUAGUGGC